This is a messenger RNA of Protobothrops mucrosquamatus (brown spotted pit viper), 278 nucleotides long. Its product is annotated as ankyrin repeat and BTB/POZ domain-containing protein 1-like. The record is from RefSeq and is a predicted model, not a curated record. Gene Ontology annotation, molecular function: protein binding. The transcript is spliced from 2 exons. The annotation marks the transcript as partial. NCBI's taxonomy places the organism in Eukaryota, Metazoa, Chordata, Lepidosauria, Squamata, Viperidae. Gene Ontology annotation, cellular component: cytoplasm; ubiquitin ligase complex.
GUAGGUUUUGGAGAGUUGCCUUUUGAUAGCACCGACAGCUUCAGCAGUUAUCCUGAUCUGUGUUUCCGAGUGUCAAAUUACUGUUUCUUGUGUCACAAGGCAUUUUUCUGUGGCCGAAGUGACUAUUUCAAAGCCCUCCUAGAGGACCACUUCUCUGAGAGUGAGGAGCUACAAACCCAACCCAGUAUCCCCGUGGUGACUCUCCAUGACAUUUCAGAGGAGAUCUUCAUCAGAGUUCUGUAUUACAUCUAUAGUGAUGACACAGAGGUGAGACCGGG